Messenger RNA from Polistes dominula (European paper wasp), 3825 nucleotides. It is a transcript of the gene pasilla, whose product is annotated as RNA-binding protein Nova-1-like protein passilla. Lineage: Eukaryota; Metazoa; Arthropoda; Insecta; Hymenoptera; Vespidae. The record is from RefSeq and is a predicted model, not a curated record. Gene Ontology annotation, molecular function: RNA binding.
UUGUAUUCCACCUUACGACGCAAGAUGACUGAAAUUCGUUUCGUUUGUAUAAAUACGAAUUUCCCGCUAUGACGCAUUUAAAACUCAAGUAACUAAAUGAGAAGGGAACGGGAUGUCGAAAGAGAAGGGAAAUAAUCGCCAUCGAGAUCGGUCGAUUUGUUUAAUCACUGAUCGUGUGACAUUCGAUUAUUCUAAAUUUUAUUAGGUCAUCUCAUUCGCUGUUUCGUUCCUAGACCGAUGACCUACUUUUGAGUUCUUACCAACACGAUCCAGUGUUUUUCCGGCAUCGACGCAUUUGACUCUUUUAUAAUGAAUGCGAGAUAUAUCGUCUAACGAUAAUUUCUUGUCGAUGGUGGCGAGCGACCUUUGCUUUAAUAAAUCGAAAGAAAAAAUAGACGUUCGAUGGAGGAAAAGGAUACGAUACUGUUCAACACAAAAGAGCGUCGUAGAGGUUAAGGUAUCGAAGCUGAGUGUUACGGCCCUGUACGAAGAAAGCCCGCGAGCUCCGCACGGUGGGAAAGAGAGAGGCGUCCCUGGUGCUCGGGUCGUAGCAAAUGAGAGUGCGAAAGAGGAAGACAGAUUCUACGGUAUAGAGAGGGAAAUAGAAAAAGAGAGGGAGUGAGAGAGAGAGAAAGAGAGAGAGAGAGAAAGAUGGUGCGCGCGCUUAAGAGAGGAACGCGAGAACCGAGGCACGCACCAUCGGGUAUCAAACCAGCUGGUUGGCAAGGGAGCCGCGCGCGAGCAGUUGCCAGUGAGACGCGGCAGCCCGCGAGCGUUUCAUUUGUCGUUCGUUCGUUCGUACCGUGCGUACGUACGUUCGCGAUACGUCUGCCAUCCGUCACCUAGAAAAUCCAUUAGUAACUCGUGUUCGUGCUCGUGCGUACGUUCCUUCGUCCGUUCGUACAUUCGUUCGGUUCGAUUAAUUAGAAAAUAUCGUGAGUGGUGAUAGCUCCUUGGCUGGCCGCUCGUUGUUCGACCCACGAUACCUGGCCCCCUUCGUCAAUCAACGUUUCUCUCCUCUCUCCUAUCUCUUUUCGCUCUCUCAUUUUAUCGCUCAUACAUAUAUAUAUAUAUAUAUAUAUUCCAUCAUUCUUUCUCGCUCCUUCCUUCCAUUACUCUUGGCGAUUGGAAGAGUAGCACCGUCCCUGUCGUUCUAUCGCUCUUACUCCCUCCAUCUUUCCCACUCGGUGUGCGUGCGUGUGUGUGCCUCUGUGUAGUAACCUGGGGUGUGCGCUGCGUUACGCUCUGAACGACCAAAUCAAGAUGGCCGCCGAUUCAGGAAUGGAGACGUGUCCCUCCCCGGAGAUCCCAGACUCCAGAAAGCGACCCCUCGACUGCGACGCGGAGGAUGGUGCGACAAAAAGGUCCCACUAUGGAUCAGGAGGAGAUGGAACGUAUCAUCUUAAAGUAUUGGUACCCGGUGUGGCUGCCGGAGCCAUUAUUGGUAAAGGUGGUGAAACCAUCGCUCAGCUUCAAAAGGAUUCAAUGGCAAGAGUCAAAAUGUCUAAAUCGCAUGACUUUUAUCCAGGCACUACCGAAAGAGUAUGUUUAAUAACUGGUAGCGUAGAAGCCAUAAUGUCUGUUAUGGAGUUCAUUAUGGAAAAAAUACGAGAAAAGCCAGAUCUUACAUCUAAAACCACAGUGGAUUUUGAAUCCGGUAAAGCAAUGGCAGAAAGAGACAAACAGGUAAAGAUCUUAGUCCCUAACAGCACUGCAGGGAUGAUUAUUGGAAAAGGUGGUAAUUACAUAAAACAAAUUAAAGAAGAAUCUGGAUCUUACGUGCAAAUUAGUCAGAAAGCUAAAGAUUUAUCGCUUCAAGAACGAUGUAUCACUGUAAUAGGUGAUAAAGACAAUAAUCGAAAUGCAUUAAUGAUGAUCCUAGCAAAAGUAGCAGAUGACCCACAAAGUGGUACAUGUUUGAACGUCAGUUACGCAGAUGUAAGUGGCCCAGUUGCCAAUUACAAUCCUACGGGCAGUCCAUAUGCUCAGGCUCCAACAAGCACACCUACGUACACUUCCACUGCUGGUCUUAAUACAGUAAGUCUCUUGAAUGGCGCUGGACUGAGCCUUAACUUGAACUUAGGUGCUGCUAUCACUGCUGGUACAGCUCCAGUAACAACGCAACUUUUAGAACAUAUAAAGUUGAACUUGCGUACAACAGGUUUCUCAGAACCUGCUGCCACUGAAAUUUUAACCGCCAUUGCUACUCUUGCAAAGUACAAUAUCCUUGGGAUGGGUAUCGGAAUGCCAUCGAGUAUGAGUUAUUUGGGAAAUCCAAUGGAUAAUGCUACCACAGCCAAUGGUUCUAACAAUAAUGGUGGAGUCUUCGGGCCAAUUGGAACAGUUCCUGCGCUGGGAUCAACUUCGCCUACUCCACGCACUACCAUAGACAGAUACGAGCCCUUUGAUCCGUUUAGACAGAACAACACUGCUGCCAGUGCCAUUCAUCUGAACAACAAUUCAUUUGGUCUGGGCACUAACCAGCUAUCACUUGAAAAAUAACUUGAUGGAUUACAAAAGUUCAACGGCAAGGAGAAGUCAAGAAUGGAGCUUCUUUCUACAUAUGUGACAAUAUUUGCAUGUGUACGUAAAUCAAAUGAAUGUAUAGUAAGUACUUCUUCAAUGCUACAUUUAUUAAGGUGUGAUGAGUGUUAAAUAAUGCCGAAGUGUAAAAUUCUGUACAGAAAUCAGAGUUGCAUAUAGUGAAGAAUUGUCCAAUCGCAUAGAAAAGUGGAUGUGACUAGAGUCUUUUCUAAGUACCUCAAUUUGUGCCACUGGCAUAUAGUACAAGUAAUAACUGCUUUCUAUUAUCGGUAUAUAUUUUGUUAAAUGAUUCUCAUAAUACUAACAUUUAGAUGUUAGUUACAUUUAGAUAACAAUUAUAAAGAUAUCAUUAGAUGCUAAUCUAAUAUCUAAUUGGCUCUACAAUGUACAGUUAUUUUUUGAAAUAAAAGGCAAUAACAAUGUACAUGAAGUGGCAAAACAGUAUUGGUUCGCCGACCAGUUACCUACGAGUUGUUUAAAGGAGAAUUCAGUGUUGUAUCCAUGAGCCGGCAGUCAUUGUUGAUCUUAGAUGAGUCUUACUUCAUGUAACACUUUGUUUUUGUACAGUUUAAAAUAUUUCAUCCACUAACUCAAUAAGUAACUAUGCGACAUGAUCUCUGUCUGUGUCGUAAUAUUUAGUUAUACAAAAUUAUUAGAUAUAGGUGUGUAGGUAGUCUCUUAAAUCUCUUAUAAAAUUACAGUUACAGUUUCAACAUUUUAAUUAAUAAGGAUGAAAUAUUUGAAGUAUCUACCGAGUGAGUAAAUAAUUAUGCUCUCGCACGAGGAGAUGUAGUGUAGUAAUCAGGGAACUGUAGGAAUUGCAUUGACUCGCCUCGAUUCUAAUAUGACUAUUGUUACAGUAACUAUAAUUGAAUUUGACACAUGUUAUCUCAUGAGAUGACAUACGUGUCACAUUACUUGGCUGUGUGUGCUAGGCUACAUCCUGAAUCAUGCUCCAUCAUCCAUCACUCCACUCUCGCAUAGAUUACAUUAAUCUUUAUAAGAAAACAAAUAUCUAACAAUAUUUUAUUGUUACAUAGUAAGUAUCUGAACAAAAUUAACAAAUAUUUGAUACCAGAAAAAUUUCUGCAUUACAUUUGUGUUCCAUCCAAUCACUUUAGUGCCAUAUUGAUACCACCAUCAGCCACACUUGUUGACACUUGACAGUAGAACGUGUUGUUAAAGAUGUGUAUAUUCUGCCAAAGUGCAGAUUGUUUUGAAUAAAGUCGGACUAUACUUAUUUCUCAUUAUAUAGAAAAUCUUGUUACAAAGUAUUAUAAA